UUUGCUGGAAAAGCUUAAUUUUGAGUAUUGACUUGAAGUAAGAGAGGUGGUUGCAAGGAAGCCUUUAAGGAGGCAGUUCCAUGCUAAAGUUGGAGCUAGAGAAGCAAAGGUCAAAGAAAGCAAUAUGUAUGGGAUAUAAGAAUAAACACAUCAAAUACGAUGGCAGAAAGGACAAAAGGAGGUGACAGAAGGGGCUGAAAGAGUGGAGAAGUACAAUAUUAGGCCAGACUAUUGAUUUAAUUUUAGCAAUGAACGGGGGGAUUAACUAUUCUCUAGAACAAAGAGUUAAUCUGUAAGGUUAAUUAACUACUGAAGUGUGUGAAUAUUUUAUCAAUGGCAUAUUGUAUACAAUAUUUCCUAUUUAUGGAAAAUAGCAUGCAGCAUUUUAUUCCUCCCAUAGCUUGUUGCACAUGUGUGGGAGAGUUGCAGCAGCAACGAACCGUACAGGAGUUAGAAGCGGUAGCAUAUUCACUGUUUCACCUGCCUUCCCUCCUUUUCUAGAUCAAGGCAUGAUAUAAUGAAGAUUGCUCCCCAAGAUGUUCUCACAUCAUAACACCCUUCAAGCCCCACCAAUGCCUGCGGUGUAUAUAGCUGUUUUCUUACAUGUAAUAUUUCUUUUAUUGACAAGCAUAGAUCUUUACUGAAAACAAGUCAACAUAUUUAAAACCUUCAUGGACAUGAAAAUCUCCAAAGUCAUAGUUAGGUUCUACCUUUAUCAGACCAACAAAAAUAUUACAAAGUAAUGAAAAGCGUGCUAGUUCUCACUUAUUCUUCUUCGGACUGGGCGGUAAAUGAAACAAGAACAUGGAAUGUAAAGCAAGCCAGGAAUGAUGAGAAACCACCAACUGCUGCAAAACCUGGUGUAUGUUGGAAACCCUAACCAGGUAGCGAUCGUACUGAGGCAGAAUCGAUUUCCCGGCUUCGGGCUGCUUUCCCCUAUUGUGCCUUUUGCGGUUUUGUAUUUGAAGCAAAAUAAACUACUAGCUAGCUUGCCGUUUCACAGUUGCUUGCGUGACGUUUCUCUACCUAUGCAGCUUUUCUUUAUCAGGCAUCGCUUCACUAGCCCAGCACGAGCUUCUCCCAAUAUUCGCAUGCUAAAAUAAUGCAAACUAACAGGAAUCUCCACUGAUUGAUACCGGCACGGUAGCAGCAGCAGCCAGCAGCUCUGCCUACUUGGGUGAGCUGAUACUGCCCCCAAAGUCCUCGUUGAUUGGCCGAGGCGCUCUUGCGUUUGCAUCAGUCCAGAUCGGAUGUUACGCGCUGCAACCUGGGAACUGUAGUUUUUCAGAGAGAAAUUCUGCUGUUAGUGCACUUCGGAGAAGACUUCAUGUCCCAGCAUGCCGCAGGACGAAAGAUUCUGGUGUGUACCUGUCGUCAACGUUUUUAUUUUUUGCCUCAUCCUAAAGGGAUGCUACUGCUGGAUCCAGGUCGUGCGUGGUGGACGUCUGGUGUAGAGCAACAGGAUGAAUGGGACAUGCUUGCGGAAAAGAAGAGGUGGUCCAUAUAAAACAGAGCCUGCCACGGAUUUAACUCGCUGGCGCUUGAGCAACGAAGAAGGACGGCAGCAGUGGCAGUAUCUGGCAAAUGGCGAGGAUCAUAAAAGAGAACAAACGGGUUUGGAGGCUCACUCUCUAGGGCUGGAUACAAGUAAAUUCUUUCCAGUUCUGCCUAAGGCUUACACGGCACAGGAAGCAGCACUAAAUGGGGUGAGGUUUUACUCAGGCCUGCAGGCAGAGGAUGGCCAUUGGACUGGGGACUACGGAGGACCACUUUUUUUAUUGCCCGGGCUGCUAAUCACAUGCCAUGUUGCCAAGAUCCAAUUACCAGAAGCAAGCAAAAAGGAGAUGGAACGCUACCUACGUUCAGUGCAGCUCGAAGAUGGAGGAUGGGGCCUGCAUAUUGAAGACACAUCCAAAGUAUUUACUACUGCGCUCAACUACACAGCCAUGAGACUUCUUGGAGUCAGUCCUGAUGAUCCAGAUCUACUGCGGGCUCGAAACAACCUCCAUAGCAAAGGUGGUGCUGUAGGAAUCGCUUCCUGGGGUAAAUUUUGGUUGGCUGUCUUGAAUGUCUACAGCUGGGAUGGAAUGAAUACACUUUUUCCUGAGAUGUGGCUGUUUCCUUCAUGGAUGCCAGUCCACCCUUCGACUCUUUGGUGUCACUGCCGUCAGGUUUACCUGCCAAUGGCCUACUGUUAUGCUGCACGCCUCACUGCAGAGGAAGAUGAGCUUAUCCUCAGCCUCCGACAGGAGCUCUAUGUAGAAGACUAUUCCAGAAUUGACUGGCCUGCGCAGAGAAAUAACGUUGCUUCAGAUGAUGUAUUCACCCCACACAGCUGGCUACUUACAAUUGUCUAUGCAAUAAUUAACACCUAUGAAAGAUUCCACAGCAAGAGUCUGAGACACCGAGCCAUGGAUGAGCUCUAUGAUCACAUCAAGGCUGAUGACCGAUUCACCAAGUCCAUAAGCAUUGGCCCUAUAUCUAAAACAAUUAACAUGCUUGUGCGCUGGUAUGUGGAUGGAGACAAGUCUCCUGCAUUCCAAGAACAUGUCUCUAGAAUCCCUGACUACCUCUGGCUAGGACUGGAUGGCCUGAAGAUGCAGGGUACCAACGGUUCCCAGCUUUGGGAUACAGCAUUUGCUGUCCAAGCUUUCCUGGAGGCUGAUGCCCAGAAGUUACCGGAAUUUACCUCCUGUCUGAUACAUGCUCAUGAGUUCCUCAGAAUCACGCAGAUUCCAGAUAAUCCUCCUGAUUAUAAGAGCUACUAUCGUCAGAUGAGCAAGGGUGGAUUUCCUUUCAGUACUCGUGACUGUGGAUGGAUAGUUGCUGAUUGCACCGCAGAAGGGCUGAAGUCUGUGAUGCUACUGCAGGAAAAAUGCCCAUUCAUAAAGGACCACAUUCCACCUGACCGUCUCUUUGAUGCUGUGGAUGUGUUGCUGAACAUGCAAAAUGCUGAUGGGGGCUUUUCUUCCUAUGAAACGAUGCGUGGAGGCUGGCUUUUGGAGCUACUGAAUCCUUCUGAGGUGUUUGGUGACAUCAUGGUAGAUUAUACUUAUGUAGAGUGUACCUCAGCAGUGAUGCAGGCACUGAAACAUUUCCAUGAUCGCUUCCCUGAGCAUCGGUCACUAGAGAUCAGAGAGACACUCCAGAACGGUUUGCAGUACUGCCGGAGAGUGCAAAGACCUGACGGCUCCUGGGAAGGGAGUUGGGGUGUGUGCUUUACCUAUGGCACGUGGUUUGCACUGGAAGCAUUUGCUUGUAUGAAGCACACCUACCAGAAUGGAAUAGCCUGCCAGGAGGUAUCUCGUGCUUGUGAGUUUUUGGUCUCCAAACAGAUGGAGGAUGGUGGUUGGGGAGAGGACUUCACAUCUUGUAUACAGCGUAGAUACAUUCAGAGUACCACAUCACAGAUCCACAACACCUGCUGGGUCCUUCUGGGCCUCAUGGCUGUUAGAUAUCCAGAUGUGAGAGUCUUGGAGAGAGGGAUCAGUGUUUUGAUUGACAAACAACUACCUAAUGGGGACUGGCCUCAGGGGAACACUGCUGGAGUAUUCAACAAGACCUGUGCCAUCAGCUACACCUCCUACCGAAAUGUCUUCCCUAUCUGGGCCCUGGGACGCUUUUCUCAUCUUUAUCCUGGCAGUCCUGUGGCUAGCAAGCUCUCAACCGAGGCAUUAAGAAAUGGAGAGAAGGGACUGCCUGGGGACAUGUCAAAUGGACUGAGAUUGCCACUCGCCUCUUUCUAAAUUUGGAGCUUGUAACCAACAUGACAGACAUGAACUGCCAGUCUCUCUGAGCUGUUUUAUACCUUUCUAAACUGCUGAGCUAUUUAGGAAAGACUGGAAGACUAAGUCUCAAGGAACCAGUAAGGAGAGCAAAUAGAUGGAAAGCUCCUCCAGAUUGUCAUCCUCUUAGUUCUUGCUUUAUUCAUAAAAGCUUAACCAAGGCAUAGUGUUGGCUUGCAGACAUACAGACCGUGAGCUAGCUAACUUCCAUUCCUGUGUGCACACGUCACUGAUGCUUGUUUGCUAGAGUUACAGCAUGCUUCGGGCAAGUGUAAUCCUGCUGCUUCGCUUAGGUUGGUUCUACAUGAGGUGUCAGCGAAGAAGGACAACUUUUAGAAUAAUUGAUGUGAAUAAACAAAGACCAUUAUCAUGAA
Molecule: messenger RNA, 4159 nt
Organism: Varanus komodoensis (Komodo dragon)
Lineage: Eukaryota; Metazoa; Chordata; Lepidosauria; Squamata; Varanidae
Gene: LSS
Product: lanosterol synthase
Exons: 22
Coding region: 1464-3746 (760 amino acids)
Biological process (GO): triterpenoid biosynthetic process; cholesterol biosynthetic process
Cellular component (GO): lipid droplet
Molecular function (GO): lanosterol synthase activity
Source: RefSeq, a predicted model, not a curated record